Patiria miniata (bat star) is the source of this 773-nucleotide messenger RNA. Its product is annotated as eukaryotic translation initiation factor 5B-like. The coding region runs from base 3 to 662 and encodes 219 amino acids. The record is from RefSeq and is a predicted model, not a curated record. The transcript has a single exon. Lineage: Eukaryota; Metazoa; Echinodermata; Asteroidea; Valvatida; Asterinidae.
ACAUGGCUGCGAUGAGAAAGAAAGCGGUUCGAUUUUCGGCACAGGAUGACCUAUGUCUGCUCCGAGAAGUGGUUGCUCAAAAUCCCUUCAGCGACAAGGGGAAAUGGGCGACAGUUGCCAUGGAAGUGACAUCAACGGUGGAUCGUCAGGGUUUUGACGUUGAUACGCGCAGAGUUCGAGAGCGGACCAUCUUGUUACUGGAGCAGUUCAAAAAAAGUGACAACGAUGCUGCAAAGAAAUCAGGCACGAAUGAAGAAGUGGGAGGGAAAGAGGAAUUACUGCAGGAAAUAUUGGAUCUGGCAUCUGAGGAGGAAAUAGCAAAAGAAACAGCAAAGAAGAAGAAGGAGAAGGAGGAGUCGAAGGCCAAGGAAAUGAGAAAGCGAGCCAUGGAAACUCUGCGUCCAGAAGUUUCUGAGGGGGAACCGGGACCAAGCUCUUGCAACAAAACAAGUGUUAUUGCUUAUCUUUCAGAAAAAGCACAGAGCGAGCAGGAUUUACGGAAAGAAGAGCUUCAGCUUGAGAAGGAAAAGCUAAAGUUGGAGAAAGAAAGAUUAGAGUUCCAGAAGGAAGAGCGUCGCCAACAACUAGAAAUGGAGAAAAAAGAAAAGUCCAUGAUGUUUAAGAUGAUGCAGGCACUGAUUGAUAACGUAAACAAGGACUAGAUUUGGAAAGAACAAACUUUUAGUUUAAUUUAACCAUCUUUUAGGUAAAUUACUUUUCGAAAGGUUUUUCAGAAAAAAAGGACAAGUUGCAAUGUAAAUGUAAAUGCAAUC